Molecule: messenger RNA, 3959 nt
Organism: Aedes albopictus (Asian tiger mosquito)
Lineage: Eukaryota; Metazoa; Arthropoda; Insecta; Diptera; Culicidae
Exons: 2
Coding region: 2014-3825 (603 amino acids)
Molecular function (GO): zinc ion binding; nucleic acid binding
Source: RefSeq, a predicted model, not a curated record
CGCGUACCUGUAACCGAUGGUUCCAAAAUUGGGACUUGCGACUCCAUCACAAGCACUAUUUAAAUUUACCUGAAUGCGACCCUGUAAAGCAUGCUCACGGAAAGCAAGGCGAUCUCUCCCUCUCCCACUUAAAAUAACAUUUCGACAGCAUCACUCACGCUCACCUCUAUGAAUUUGUUGACAGCGGUUUGAACACGGCAAAACAUAUUGAGCCGAGAUCCGUAGCAGCAUCCAAAGGCAGGGCAAGGAGCGGCGUAACUCAUAAAGCACGAUAGAAAAAUCCGAACAACUCGGGUUAGUUCGGAUGAUUAUGAGAUCUUUGGGUCGGUCCGUGCUCGGCAUGUUAACGCUGCCAAAACUAAUACCGUUCCGAACGCGCUAGAGAGCAGCCAGUGCGCGACGUGGUUAAUUUGCUCAAGGUUUGCAAAAAGUGCAACAGUGAACAUAUAGUGAUUUUUUUUAACAUUUUUGUUCUGUACUUUUCAUAGGUCUAGUGUCAAAAAGCUAAAAUAAAAGUUAGUAAGAUUAGUGGUGGUUAGAACUUUUACACAAGUGGUUAGUAAUGUUAAUAUGUGAAGCCAUACAUGCAAAUUUCCUAAAAUUCAUUGUCUACUUAAAACUAGGGUAGUGUCACCGAUAAUAGUCUACACCACAAAAGUGAACAUUAAGUCUGUGUAAACUAGAAAGAAAAAGCUUUUGUCCAAGUCACCAUUGUACCCCGGAUAACAAUGGAACCGAGGAGAGUCCCCAAGCAGGACUGAACAGGCCAGCCAUAGCCGCACUCGAAGGACGCCAUUUUGGACUUCGGAACAGUCUCAAUGCGUUCAGGUUCCUAUGGUGUCUCGCCAGACCAGCUACAAGACGGACAGUAAGCAGAUAUCAACUACGUCGGGUUCCAAAACGUGUCGACCAAUCUCGGGUGACAAUUGGUGAAGUUACCCUACCAGAUCAGAGUUGCCCUUCAGGUCAGGUAGCGUCCCGCCGUCAAGGGAAUGUGUCCAGAAUCGCCCAGUCCAGCUAGCCCGUGCCAUCAAAACUAGACCGUAACCGCAAGUAGCAAUUGUGACGUCACAAAAAUUAGAAUUAAGCCAAAAUCCAAAGUUUAUGUAUGUAACAGUAUUCAAUAUAAUUGUGCAUGUGAAUUCCAUGGUUUAAAAGUCAUUUCAGGAUGUUAAAAGUGUCACUAUAGUUCCUUUUUGUUCGUUUUUCUCCGGACCCACAAAGGGGUCUUCAUGCCUCACUCUCUUCGUGGUCUAAACGGAAUUGUUUUCGCAGUUUGGCCUUUGAGCUUUCUCUUCUCAUAAGACGUGGCUAGUGAGUUUAACCAAACUAAGUUAUGCUGGUGGAUAUGCUCUUAGUUUGAGUUCCUGCUGGAAAUUGAAACAUUGAGUGACGUGUGUUGAGCUGUAUCGAUUCCCCUCCUUCCGACCCUGUAGAUCACCCUUUCCAUUGAGCAUAGCCGAGGGGGUUAUAAAUUGGCGCCCAACAUAAAAACAUAGAAUAAUAAAUUGAGUGAAUCGGUUACAGCAUCUUUUCGGAUCCGGGAGAGAGAGGAAGAAAACAGCCUCGACUGUUUUCAAAGUGUUGCGUUCUCUAAACAGCAAUCAGUUAGGUUUUAUUUUAAUUAUUUGCAUGUUCUUAGUUUGUUGAAAUUCCAUCGAGGAACCCCUCGGUGUGAUCUUAAUUCGGGUUUUUCGAUUGAGUUCAUUUUGGUUGUUUUGUUGCAUGUUUACUGUUGAUGUUGGAAUAGUUUUAUCAAUUUUUUUAUAUUUUUAGGCAUUUUUCCGGAAUUUUCGUGGAUGAAGAUGUGUUCAAGAGGUAAAGAGUGAGCCCGAGAAUCACAGUGGCUAAUUUUAAACCGUCCUGGAGUCUGAUUCUUAGGAAUCUUGACAGAGAAGGGUGAGUACAGUUGGAGAUAAGCGUGAGUCUGAUAAGGGCACAGACGUUGAUCGGGCCGUGAUUCGUGCACCCUCUACAUCUUGAACACGUCUACAAAACGAAAUAUUCUUGGCCAUGGAUUCAGAGAUGCAAGUCAAGUACAAGACCUUGCUUGUCCAUCAUUUGGAUAAGCAAGAAGUUGAAUUUGAACUGGAUGUGCGUGCCGUGCCGUUCGAAAAGACCGAAUCGGUAGGAGUUUUGAGAAGGCGUUUGAGAGAAGCUUUGAAGGAUAAGGGGGAGCAGGUUGAAGUGGACUUUUCCAAGUGCGCAAAUCGCACGGUAGAUGAAGAGAUCAAGGUGAUCGAUCAUAAUGUCGAGGAAAUUAGGGACUUCUUGGAGAAGAAGAAAAACUUUGAAGGGAUUAAGGACUCCUUGAGGACUCGUUUAGUCCAUUACUUUGCCCGGUGUUCGGCCAUUCAAGGGGCAGCAGAAGAAGAUGUCGAUUUAGAAGACUUGGACAAACUUUUGAGUACAGUCCGGCAGUUGUACAAUACGUACUUCUCGUUAUUCACGCCUGUUGAAUCUAUUCGCAAAGAAGUGAUGCUUCAAAUUUCGAAUUCCUUAACCCAACUGCAGUUGGCUCAGCCAGGCACGUCUGGUGUUAUAAGACAGGUCCAGAGUAGGUCACAGGAAACCCAAACGGAGGAUGAUUUAGGGUCUCAGGAAGAGGUAAGGUCAAAGCAGUCGAUCAGCAGAGGUUCUCUGCCGCGGCGACAGCUAAGGUCCUCUUUGGAACCUGCUAGGGAAUUGUCACCAAUGAUGAGUUUUCCAUCAGUGGUGCAACAGCCAUCGGUAUCAGGGCUGAAUUCCCGCCGAUCGCUGGAGGAAAGAGUAUUAAACCGUAUCGAUUUGUCGGGAAGAAACCGAAAUCUGAUAGGCAAAGGUAACACUUCCGAGAAAGAAUCGGAUUCUUCCUCGUCACAGUCUCCGCCAAGUAGACGAAGGUCCAGACAUCGAAGGUCCAAUGUGAAGCGUAGUAGACCGGUAUCGGACUGGAAUUUACGGUACGACGGUAGGGAUGGAGGACAAGGAUUGAUGCGCUUUAUCAAGGAGGUGGAUUUUUAUGCCAAAUCUGAGAACAUUUCCGAGAAGGAGCUGUUCCGUUCCGCAAUUCACUUGUUUGCGGGGGCAGCCAAAAUUUGGUUUAUGGCGGGAGUCGAAAAUGGCGACUUUUCUACCUGGAAAGACUUAGUCUCGGAAAUGAAAAGAGAAUUCCUGAGCCCAGAUCAUGACCAUGUCAGUGAGUUCAGGGCGAUAGAAAGAAAGCAACGACCCAAAGAAAAAUUUCAGGAUUUUUUCUUUGAUCUGCAAAAACUUUUCAAUUCACUAACCAAGCCGAUAUCCGAAAGGAAGAAGUUCGAGAUAGUCUUCCGUAAUCUCAGAGCGGACUACAAAGGCUAUGUAGUUGCAGCUAAUAUUGAUAAUUUGGCUGAUUUAAAACCUUUCGGUCGAAAACUUGACGCCACGUUUUGGUACAAGUAUGAGAACCGUAACACGGAAGAGAACGCUUCCAAGAACCGGAAUCAGGUUGGUGAAAUGAAGGUAAACGCCAAACCAAAGUCAGCAGGGUCAGUCAGUAGGCCAGAUAAACCUCGAUCAGAUCAAAAACCUCCCAGUAAAGUCGAGGAGGAGAAAGUUGCAAAGCAACCUUCAAGCGCGAAUCAACAGGGUGAUGAAAGUCAGGGACAGAGUAGUAGCGGAGUAGAUAAAGGAUUGCAGGCGAUUCUGGAGAAAUACACUCCACCCAAACCUGGUGUUUGUUACAACUGCCGACUUUCUGGGCAUCACCAAGCGGAUUGUGACCGCCCUAAACAUAAAUUCUGUUUUAGGUGUGGGUUCUUCAAUUUUGACACGAAAAACUGUCCAUUUUGCGCAAAAAACGCGUAAAUACCCGUCUGAAGGGGCAGACGGAAGGACAGAGCGUUACUAAAUCCCCUAUCAAACCCGAUUGUACCGUUUGCUCACUCGGUCAAAGACCGGUGGAAGACGACGAAUACAUGUUUUGUUCCAGUGUAGAAAUU